Messenger RNA from Dermochelys coriacea (leatherback sea turtle), 2012 nucleotides. RefSeq names its product TOX high mobility group box family member 2 (gene TOX2). The transcript has 9 exons. The record is from RefSeq and is a predicted model, not a curated record. The coding region runs from base 225 to 1763 and encodes 512 amino acids. Gene Ontology annotation, cellular component: nucleus. NCBI's taxonomy places the organism in Eukaryota, Metazoa, Chordata, Testudines, Dermochelyidae. Gene Ontology annotation, biological process: regulation of transcription by RNA polymerase II. Gene Ontology annotation, molecular function: chromatin DNA binding.
GGGCGGGGGCGUCCCAGCCCCGCUCAGCGGCUCGGCGCCUGGAACAAUAGCCAGCGAGCGAGGAGAGGAGCCGGCUGCCGGCUCGGCCCCCCGCUCCCCGCCCCGCCCCGCCCCGCCCCUGCCCGCCGCACGCCCAGCCAGAGGCAGAGCCGCCGCCGCCGGAGGAGCCGGUUCCAUGCCCGCUGGAGCCUCCUCGUGCCGCCGCCGCCCCCGCUCGCCCCGCCAUGGACGUUCGCUUCUACCCCUCGGCGCCCAGCGCGGUGGCCUCGCUGCCCGGGGCCGAGCCCGGCUGCCUGGGCCCCCUGGACUAUUACCACUGCAACAAGUUUGACGGGGAGAACAUGUAUAUGGGAAUGAAUGACAAUAAUCAGGAGUUCCUAUCAGCGAAUCAGACGUAUAAUGGUCAGAAUGAGAAUAAUGAGGACUAUGAAAUCCCUCCUAUAACUCCUCCUAACCUCCCGGAGCCUUCGCUUCUUCAUUUGGUGGAUCAUGAAACCGGGUAUCAUUCGCUGUGCCACGGCCUCCCUCCAAAUAGCCUGAUACCAGCAUAUUCCUAUCAGAACAUGGACCUUCCAGCCAUCAUGGUGUCUAAUAUGUUGAGUCAGGAUGGGCAUCUUCUCUCCAGCCAACUACCUACGAUCCAGGAGAUGGUCCACUCAGACGCCACUUCCUAUGAUUCCAACCGUCAAGUCCCCCUGAUCAAUCGACCAGGGAUGUUAGCCGGUCACAUGAGUGCCCUCAGCCAGUCACAGCUGAUUUCUCAGAUGGGUAUGAGGAGCGGUGUUACCCAUGGUUCCCCAUCACCCCCAGGAAGUAAAUCUGCUACACCAUCUCCCUCCAGUUCUACUCAGGAAGAGGAGACAGAAUCACAUUAUAAGAUUUCUGGAGAGAAGAGACCAUCAACAGACCUGGGCAAGAAACCCAAAAGCCAAAAGAAGAAGAAAAAGAAGGACCCCAAUGAGCCCCAGAAGCCUGUGUCAGCUUAUGCCCUGUUUUUCAGAGACACACAAGCAGCUAUCAAAGGGCAAAACCCAAAUGCUACAUUCGGAGAUGUUUCAAAAAUUGUUGCAUCAAUGUGGGACAGUUUGGGAGAAGAACAAAAGCAGGCAUAUAAGAGGAAAACAGAAGCCGCGAAGAAGGAGUAUCUAAAGGCUCUGGCAGCCUACAGGGCCAGCUUGGUUUCCAAGAGCUCUGCCGACCAGGGUGAAACGAAAAGCACCCAACCCAACCAACCUUCCAAAAUGAUACCACCAAAACAGCCCAUGUAUACGAUGCCACCGCAGGCCUCAUCGCCUUAUCCUGGCUUAGGCUCAUUCCUGUCCCCAUCAGAUCUGCAGAGUUACCGGGGACACCCUCACCCCAGCCUUUCCCGAACCCUCAGUUCCAAACCCAUGUUGCCCAGCAUCAGUGCCUCGCCACCUCCUUCUUUCCAAAUCAGCCCUCCUCUCCAUCAGCAGCUGUCUUUGCAUCACCCACAGAGCUCCCUCCUCAACCAGUCACUCAGCAUGCAGCAGGUCCAACAGCAAUCCAUCUUGUCUCCUUCCAUGGCACUACAGGUACAACCCCCAAUGAACGCUUCACCUCCAGGGCAGCAGGACUUUUCACAUAUUUCAUCUGAGUUUCAAAACAGUGUUGGACCCCGGUCACCUGGUGCAUCAAAUCCCCCAGGAAAUACCGACUGGGACAAUGAUUACUCCAGCAGAGAGUGUGGAAUUAACCACUGCAGCAUGCUGCCAAGGGACAAGUCGCUCUACCUCACCUAAACCCACCAUCUCUUUCCAAUAAGGCUCAAAGGAAGGACACUUGAGAGGGUCUAUAAUACGGACCAUCCAGAGGGGCGUCACGCAAGUCAUACAGACGAGAGAGCUGAGCUAACACGUCUCAUUGCUGGCUUCAUUUCCAGGCUCUAAGAGCAGUUUUCUUUUAUUAUUUUGAACUCUAAAUUCUACUUUUCGUGGAAGCCCAAACCUCAUAAAUCAUGAAGAACAAAAAAAAAAACCCAAACAAACAAA